AUGGGUCGCUCGCGUGUACUCUCGUUCAUAUCCACCUUUGGAGCGCCCAAGAACAAUGACUCCGGCAAAGACAGUCGAAAGUCGUCCAACAACGUGACCCCCUCCCAGACCCCGCCACGCUGGCAGACGCCCUCGCCCGAUACCCCGUCCCCUCCCUCUGAACUAUCGCAGGUCAAUGGUCCGACUCAACGAGGUGACGGCUUCGGCUCGCGUCCGGCUUCGAUGAUCUUCUCCCGCAAUCCGCCGUUGAUGACCCAGGCGGAGGAUACCCCACCGGAGCUGUCACCGAUCUUCUCCUAUCUCAACAUUCACACCAACAAAGUCUACCACGAGGGCUACUUCUUGAAACUGAAUGACCAAGACAACCACGGGCGGCCAUGCGCCGAUCGGCAGUGGACAGAAUGCUAUGCUCAGCUAGUAGGCACCGUGCUUUCCCUCUGGGAUGCUGCUGCGCUGGACGCGGCAGGUGGUACGGAUGUCCCCGCGACUUACAUCAAUUUAGCCGAUGCAUCAAUCAAGAUGAUUGAGACUCUUCCAAUCCGGAAUGGUGCCGUUCAACCAUUAAAGAACGUCGUCAGCGUCUCGUCUGCGGGGAGAAAUCGCUAUCUGAUGCAUUUCAAUUCCUUCCACUCAAUGACCCAGUGGACCGCCGCUAUCCGCCUCGCCAUGUACGAACACACUUCUCUCUACGAAGCCUACACUGGCUCCCUGAUUGCCGCCAAGGGGAAAACGCUUCCUGGAAUCCAGGGCAUUUUAGCCCCCUCUAAGUUUCGCCAUGAAGACUGGGCACGUGUGCGAUUUGGCGCGGGCACGCCGUGGCGGCGAUGCUGGUUUGUGAUCAACCCUCCUGAUGAGAAGGAGGUCCAGAAGGCCCGAAAGGCGAUGAAGAAAUCCGCCUACGAUCGCCUGUCAAUUCCCAUCACGGGCAGUAUUAGCUUCUAUGAGACAAAGAAAACCAAAAAGGUUACUCCGAUCGCAACAGUGACCCACGUCUACUCGGCGUAUGCGAUAUAUCCUCAGUCCAAGGCGCUAAUCGAUCAAUCGACUUUGGUGAAAAUGGAAGGUCAGGUCACCAUGCAUGCAGAUCGCCAGACGGCAGAGGGCAUGGUGUUUGUCAUGCCUGAGCUGCACGCAGCCGUUUCAGGACUCGAGACGAUGCUCCGAUUCCUGUUCCCCACGUUCGACACCUUCAACCUGUAUGGUCGCCCAACACGCCUUGUGGCCGACACCAAUCACAUCAAGAGUAUCAUGUUCGCGUUCCCAAAAGAGCGUCGAUAUGGCUACCUGGACGUUUUGGAUAUUGUCAAUCUUCUUCAGAUUCCGGGAAGUAUGAGUUGGAAUGAGGCACAGUGGAGGAGACAGCUGAAGGAGGCAACGCAGAAGCGAAUGUCCGCUGGUAGAAGCAGAACAAACAGCGUGAAUAGCUCUCGGCCUCGUUACCGCACCAGCAUCUCCACCCACCAUGGUGAUAUCCCCACUGAUCCAUCUCGUCGUACAUUCGCUGGCCCCGAAUCCAAACCCGAGUUCAACCACUCCACGGACGCUGUCAUCCACGAGACUCCUAGGAACGAACCUCUUGGAUACCACACCCGGGGAAUGUCCGACACGACUGGCUUCCAAACCGUACACCGGCCCGGGCAUGAUUCAUUGACUGAAAGCUCCCCCGAUUCGUCUGCUCAGGAUCUAGUGCACCGCGACAGAGCCCAAGCUCUGGCCGGACCCAUCGCCGAACAUACUAGCUUUGAGGGAGAACGAAACAUGAUUGAACCAAGGCACGCUGCCCAUUUUGCAGAGCCUCCACCACGCACGCCACCAUCUCCUGUGACAAGUCCGCCUGCCUUUUCACAUGGCCCAAGGGCCAUGCCAACAAACAGACCAGCUGCGACUCACGAGCAGACUCUUGCUAAUAACAGGAUGUCUUUUGCUACUCUUUCGCAGCUGUCCUCAGUUGGUGCGAUGGGAAGUGUGGGUGAGGUUGCGGCUACGCUGCGUAACCAGAACUCUGAUUCCAGCAUUGGUACACAACGACCAGUUCAGGCGACCAGUCAUCCAAUGACUCCACAGACCGCUGAAUCUCAAAACUCCGCUCUUGCCCACUCUUCGAGUGAUGAAGGUCUGGGCAUUGCAUUGCCGGUUCGACAAAUGCAGACCGAACAAAGGCCACCGACCCCACGUAGUCAGGAUACGCCGCCACCUCAUCAUCAUCUGCAGAUUGACACAGCCAAGUCAGUGAGACGCAAGCCUCUACCACAGCGCCAGACUGUGGGCGCUGCGCCGCUCUCUCCUGACCCAGGCGAGCCAAGCUUCGAUGACCUUCGUCAUACCUUGGAUGAAGAUGCGCUGAACCGAAUUGCUCCUCAUCUUCCAUCACCAGUCUCUCCAACCUACACCCAGGGGGAAAGUGUGUACAAUGACGAUGCAUCUACAGUUUCUCCGGACUACGCAAGCACUCACGAGUCGGUCUACAGCAAGAAGUCGGUCAAAUCGACCAAGCCUCGGAUGGGUGUAAUGAAGACUGUCGGCCAGCCUGCCAAACAGGACCUUGUGAUUGGCGAUGCCCAUUACUCAUCUGACAAGCCACCAGAGCCCAGUUUCGAUAUUCCGACGGUCGAUUUCGGUCCUACAAUGACAUACAUGCCUACAACUGGACGCCCAAGCACUGGUGACACCCUGAGAAAGGCCUCUCAUCAGCGCAAUGAGUCGGAUGCUGAGAGAUAUCGACUUAAUGUCCCCACCAAUCCAAUGGACCGUGGACACAUGCGCUCACCGAGCCAGGAAGACCAUCACCGACGAAGUGUUUUGUGGCAGCCUGGAAUGGCAUCUGGCCGUCCCACAACUCCGGGCGGUAGUCUUACGCCAGAGCAGUUUGUGCAGCAGCGAGCUGCGGGAAGCCCACCGAUGCAUAUGCACCAUCGUCCCGGAUCUAGCGGCCAGACACCGCCACCACCACAGCGCCCGGCGUCUGGAGACUGGACUCAGCAGGCUCGGCCCAGCUCUCGAAUGACUUCCUACCAGGAUCCGUUUUAUCGCCCUUCCUCGCGUGGCGCGAACACCAUGGUGGGCUAUGGUGAUGUUUCAAACCAUCUCUCUGCCCGCGAACAGGAGCAUGUGGCCCGCAUGACUGGUUCUUCAUUUUUUGAUAUGUCGAGCAACAAUCAAAAGCCACAGCCCUCUGUGGGUGGAGGCCUUGUGUCGUCGAUUGAUGCCCGAGAGCGCGAAAAGCGGGCGAUGAAAGAAGGCAUGUCAAACCAGAUGGUCCAGCAUGCGAUUGCUCAGCGUCACCAUCAACUGGCGCAACAUCAGCAGCAGCAACAGUCAUUCGCCCCUCAGCAAUAUGUUCCUCAGACUGCCGGCUCGUUGUAUCACCCCCAAGUUGUCGCUCCGCCUCUGGCUCAGCCUCGACAGGAAUCCAUGUAUAACCUUCCGGGAGCUAGCCACACCUGGGACGCCCUUCAUCAAAUGAACCGACCCAGUGAGCCCCGUCGUCAAUCCUGGUAUGGGCAGCUCAACCAAGUGUCGUCUACACCCCCGAACUACCAGCAGAGCCAGCACCAUGCUCAGCAGGGUAACUACUAUGGCAACGUCAACUCCAUGCACCUUUAA
Molecule: messenger RNA, 3603 nt
Organism: Penicillium argentinense
Lineage: Eukaryota; Fungi; Ascomycota; Eurotiomycetes; Eurotiales; Aspergillaceae
Exons: 4
Coding region: 1-3603 (1200 amino acids)
Source: RefSeq, a predicted model, not a curated record